AUGCUCGAUCACAAAUACUCUCUGUUCUCGGGAUUGAAUAGCGAGUUCGUGUCUCCUGAUUGGGACACCAAGCUUCCUCAGAACAUCAACGACAGCGACAUUUCGCCCAUAUCUACAGCAGUCAAGCCACAGGCUGGCCCUACGGAGAUGGUCUUCAGGUUGGUGGUUUCUCAGGUAGCCAACUUCAUCAAAGAUGAUCCCUUGGACGGCUUAGGACUUGCCCUCCGAGUACAGGGGGCCGAGCCUGGCACUACGGAGUAUGAAGUGUCUGUAGCUGGUCUUCAGAAGUUCCACAACGACUUCGAAUGCCUUGAAGCAAGACUCCUCUGCAUCGAGAAGCAGUACUGCGACCCUUCCGCCGAGCCCAUACAUCUAGCUGCCUCAUGUGUGCGUCGUUCCAUAAUAGAAAAGGUCCGACGUAUAGCUCUUCCAAUGCGCGAGACGCCAGAGUGGGGGACAGAUGUCUGCAACGUCCAGGACAACAUCUUCCGCAUAUGGCUCACCCACCACGAAUCCAUCGUGGAAAUGAUUCAUGGUUGCGUCGACUUCGCUUGGUAUUACAAGAGUCAUUUCCAUAUUGACUCGUUGCUUUUCUUGCUCGGCCAGCUCUUCAAACGGCGCCCCGUCGGCCCCUUUGCCGAACAAAACCUCGAGCAGGAAUGGCCCAUGACAUCUGAUCUCGAUUUCUUCUUGGUCAUUGCGGAAAGUUUUCGUGUCUCAUACUCAUACCCGCUGUCAGCAUCUCCGGCGGACAGCAUUCUCGACGACCUGCGCACAAAUUCGUAA
Molecule: messenger RNA, 786 nt
Organism: Verticillium alfalfae VaMs.102
Lineage: Eukaryota; Fungi; Ascomycota; Sordariomycetes; Glomerellales; Plectosphaerellaceae
Exons: 2
Coding region: 1-786 (261 amino acids)
Source: RefSeq, a predicted model, not a curated record